Molecule: messenger RNA, 553 nt
Organism: Spodoptera littoralis (African cotton leafworm)
Lineage: Eukaryota; Metazoa; Arthropoda; Insecta; Lepidoptera; Noctuidae
Source: the annotation of a GenBank genome assembly
GUCAAAUUCAUUCAUUGAUUGAUUGAUCGUGUAACAAAACAAUUUAGUGAAAUAGUGACUCGAUUUGAAUCUUUAUUUAUAUUAACAAACAAAAUGCAAAGAAAUUUGCCACAAAAUAAAGAAGCCCUGCUUAAAUCCUACACAACAAGAUUAAAGGAAGAUGUUAAAAGCAUGUUAGAAAAUUUUGAAGAGAUCAUCAAGCUUGCAAAACUUGAAAAUGAAACCCAGCUCAAUAGAAUGACACAAAUUGAACAAGACACAUUUGAAAUGCAGGUCCGGGCAGCUAAUAUUGUGAGAGCUGGUGAAUCCUUAAUGAAGUUGGUGUCAGAUAUCAAACAAUACUUAAUACUAAAUGAUUUUCCAUCAGUAAAUGAAGCUAUAACACAAAACUCCAAACUAUUUCGCACAAAGCAACAGGAAUGUGAUCAAAAACUAAUGUCACUCCGAGAUGAUAUUGCAGCCGAUCUCUAUGAUUUGGAAGAUGAAUAUUUUACUAGUAUUUAUAAGUGAAAUCUAUGUUUGUAUGAUUAAACUAAAAUAAAUUAAUAUUCCU